CCUAGGUAGUAGGUAGGUAGUCAGUCCUAAGGCUACAGCUCUUGGAAAACCUUGCUGCAUUGGACCUGCAUUCAUGCCCCUGAAAAGCAGAGACUUCUGCAUGCAUUGAUUAAAGUUGUGGUCAUCCUGCUCAAUGCUCUACAAUUGUUCAUAAAACAAUCCUAUCAAGCUCCCCAUCUCUAGACAGUUGUGGACGCAGCAUCUCACAAUCUAUUCCAGAGGUGCCUUUCCCCCAACACAUUCAGCCGCAAUCAUGAAUCUUGGAGCUCUCGGCGGUCAGCUGAAGAAGCUGGGUGUCACUGACGAUCAGGUCAAGAAGGCGGAAGGUCUCCUUGGGUCCAAUGCCGCUCUCCUGGGGAAGGCAGAGUCUGCUCUAGGAGGCAAGAAGCCUGCAGAGGAGACUUCCGCUCCUGCCCCUGGGGCCGGCGCAGUUCCUCCUGCUGCACCUGCUUUGCAGACUGUCCCUGGUCCUGUGGACCCCCCAGCGGCUGCUACUGCAACUGUGGCUGCUGCUGCGGUGGCUGGCGAGGCACCGAAGCCGGCCACAGCUGCACCGGUGGCUCCGGGACUUGCAGCAGAUGGGCCCAAGAACGACGCAAUCCACAAGUUUGCAGCACAGGCUGGAAUCAGCAGCUCCAUUGUUGAUCAGGGGUUGGCUGCUCUGGGAAAGAUCCCUGAACCUCAGUUGAAGGCUGCAGCAGCCAAGCUAGGAGUCAGUGAGUCUAUCGUAAACCAGGGUCUCGGUGCGCUCGGCAUCCACCAGAAGACUGCUGCUUCAACCCCUGUUCCUGCUACCUCCACCCCCGCUAGCACCCCCGCCGCCCCCACUGCCGGUGCUGCGCCCCCCGCCACCGUCCCUACAGCGGCUGGGCUCGAGCAGACGCACCCUGUGGCGGACAGCGGUGUCACCGCCGCUCUCCCCACCCCCGACUCGACAGGCCUGCCGACUGUAGCACCAGGGGGAAAGACCGGUCCCGCGAGCAGCGAUGUUGGCCCACCGCCGGCAGCCAAGCCGCCCGCCGACAAGACCGCGGACUCGAUUGCGGCGAAGCUACCAGGCGGUUUGGGCGACAGUGCUGCGGUGAAGGGAGCCAUUGGCAAGGGCCUGAGCAUGUUUGGCAAGUAGACUUGCGGAGAGAAUGGUUGUCACGAGUUGAUGGCAAGGCAGCAUAAGAGCAGGAAUGGUGUACGUACGCGACUGGUUGCUGCUGCUGUUACAAGGAUACUCGGUAUUUUUUUGGGGUCUCUAGUUGCGUAGCUAGCUUGUCGCAUUCUCCGUCAAAAAAAUCUGGAACUUUUAGCACCAGCUGGCAAGCCUUUCAGCUGUCGUCUUCUUGUACAAAUCUUCUGUGUGGUUGACAAUCACAGUCCGAUUUCAUGUCACACUGUUCAGAGUGCUUGCAUGAUUCAAUGUGCGAUCACUUUGCUUCUUAUAAAUGUAGGGAUGUAUGAUGCCAUGCGAGGUCACAAUAUAACUGUGG
Messenger RNA from Klebsormidium nitens, 1481 nucleotides. NCBI's taxonomy places the organism in Eukaryota, Viridiplantae, Streptophyta, Klebsormidiophyceae, Klebsormidiales, Klebsormidiaceae. The record is from the annotation of a GenBank genome assembly.